GUGAAUUAAAAGAAAAAUAAAGGAACGGUGGUAAUGAAAGGCCUAACACGCAACCAGUCGAGCAGAGGGGUUGGAAGCAGGAAACGUGAAUAAAAUACUAUACAUCUGGCACUGACCUGACCUCUUCCUCACCUACAUCACUUUUCCUUCCCGUUAUUCAAAGCCGCGUUGUUACCCAUUCCCCUGGACCGGACUCCCCACUCGCCACUACAUCAUAUACUUUCCUUUCAAAUCCGCCCAAUCCCAAUCUCCUUUACCAGAUAGAUCUUCGCAGGAGCAGAUAUUAUUGCGCGUGUCCCAUUCUCUUCUCCAACAAUUUUCGUAUUAGGUUUCAUGAUUUGAUAAUUACUACCCAAUAUUUAGUAUAUACACAAAUGGAGGUUAAGCUAUGGAAUGACAAACGAGAGAGAGAGAUGUAUGAAAACUUUGCGGAGCUGUUUGCCAUAAUAAAAGCAACAGAAAAGCUUGAAAAAGCGUAUGUCCGAGAUGUUAUAUCAUCAACCGAGUAUGAAAACGAAUGCCAAAAAUUGAUUGCACAUUUCAAGACUCUGUCCUCUGGAUUGAAGGACACUGUCCCAAGCAUUGAACGGUUUCACGACAUCUACAAAAUGGAUUGCCCGUCUGCCCUAAACCGCCUGGUGACCUCAGGGGUGCCUGCAACAGUUGAGCACCAGGCAGCUGCUGCCGUAUCAGCUUCCACUUCGGCUGCUGUUGUGGCGGAGUGUGUGCAGAACUUCAUCACAGCCAUGGACUCUCUGAAACUCAACAUGGUUGCCGUUGACCAGGUGCACCCUCUGCUGUCUGACUUGUCAGCCUCUCUUAACAAGCUCUCGAUCUUGCCGCCUGAUUUUGAAGGUAAGACUAAAAUGAAGGAAUGGCUUUAUAGGCUGGCUAAAAUGGGUGCCGCUGAUGAGUUGACCGAGCAACAGUCUCGGCAGCUGCACUUUGACCUUGAAUCUUCAUACAAUUCCUUCAUGGCGGCACUGCCCUCUGCCGGGACUUAGAUGAUGAAUUGAAUUUGAGUGCUAAUUAAUGGUUUGUUUCAUUAAAAGAAAUUAAGUGGUGCCUUGUUGAACAAAUUUUAAUUUUGUUGUGCCGAUUGACCCUAUGUGGGUUUAUUAUGGUACUACUAUUCUGUGUAUAUGCAGUUGAUCACCAACUCUUCAAUUACCACUUAAAUGCUUCACCGCUAAAGAUCCCAUGUGAGGUGUUCUAAAACUAAACCUGUUCUGGCCAAGUGGGAUCUAAUUACCACAUGAAUCUCUCUCAUAGGCUUUGACUUCAUUAAUUUGUCAAUGUUAUACUCCGUACUACGUAUCUUUCUGUAUAAGAUUUAUGUAUUUUUUCCUUAAUAUCUAAACUUGAUUAUAUUAUUUGCAAUGGAGUCAAAGAUUCAUUAUUUUUUGGCUUGAGAAUAUACUGGAA
This is a messenger RNA of Cuscuta epithymum, 1425 nucleotides long. Lineage: Eukaryota; Viridiplantae; Streptophyta; Magnoliopsida; Solanales; Convolvulaceae. The record is from the annotation of a GenBank genome assembly.